Molecule: messenger RNA, 2059 nt
Organism: Phycomyces blakesleeanus NRRL 1555(-)
Lineage: Eukaryota; Fungi; Mucoromycota; Mucoromycetes; Mucorales; Phycomycetaceae
Exons: 11
Coding region: 42-1904 (620 amino acids)
Biological process (GO): fatty acid beta-oxidation; very long-chain fatty acid catabolic process; peroxisome organization
Cellular component (GO): peroxisomal membrane
Molecular function (GO): ATP binding; ATP hydrolysis activity; long-chain fatty acid transmembrane transporter activity
Source: RefSeq, a predicted model, not a curated record
ACAUCUCUCUCUCUUUUAUUGUCUCAUCUACAAUUCCGAAAAUGAGAGAACGACGAUCAAGUGUGGUUGAAUCACUCGAUCCCCUCAUUGAGCUUACUAGUCAUGACCCACAACCCACUCGUACCUACAGUCUCGAUUAUAUAUUUGUCAAACGCUUCUUUCGUCUUGUCCGCCUACUGUUUCGUCCACCUGGAAACACCUAUCGCUUCUGGUCAACCCACAGAGAAGCUCAACAGAAAAGCAUAUUCUGGCUCUAUUGUACAUUUAUCUUUGGAUCUUGUGGAAAAGAGGUCCUGGUUUAUUUUGUAGGCCUGAUGCCAAGUCGAUUCUACAGCCUCCUUACAUCCAAGGAUUUGACGGGCUUUAUAGCAUACAUGUUUCCUUGUUUUUUCUUGGUGUUUGGAAUCGCCAUUAGUUUGAGCAUACUAAACUUUAUGGGCGGCCUGCUUGCUUUGAAAGUAAGACGGUUGCUAACAGAGCAUUUGCAAGACCGCUACGUUAAACCCAAGGCAAUGUAUACUCUCGUGCUCAAUCAUGAGUCGGUCGACAACCCUGACCAGCGGAUCACUCAGGACAUCGACAAACUUUCUGAAUCUCUACGUGAAAUCGUCUCGACCUUAAUCAUUGCUCCACUUCUGGUCGCCUACUACACCUGGAAGUGUUGGGAUGUCAGUGGAUUCAUAGGUCCGGCGAUGAUAUACGUCUACUUUAUCCUUGGCACUAUUAUCAGUCGCAGAUUGAUUAAGCCCAUUGUCAAUUCAGUGUUUUACAAGGAGCUCCAUGAAGGAAAUUUUAGAUUCCUUCACGUACGUCUGAGACAGUAUGUUGAGUCAAUUGCAUUCAGUAGUGGCGAAAUUGAAGAGAACGCAAGGGCGCAUAAUUCUCUGAGUACAUUGCUUACCUACCAAAGAUCAAUUAUCAACAAGAGCUUCCCAUUGAACUGCAACUCGUUUGCUUAUAUAGGAUCUAUUCUCUCUUACAUGAUUGUUGCUAUUCCUAUAUUUACUGGUGUAUUUGAUGACAAGGAUCCCGGAGAAUUGAGUUCGAUAAUUAGCAAGAAUUCGUUUGUAUCGAUGUAUCUUAUAUACCAAUUCACUGUCAUAAUUGAACAAUCCGGAAAAUUGUCCGAUCUUGCUGGUUAUACAGCACGUGUGGUUGAACUACUGGAAGCCAUGGAUAAUGUUGACAAUGAGAUUGAGAAUAUUGAAAUCGAUUAUCCUUACAGAGAAGAUGACCAGAGUGAGACCAUUGAAUUUGAAAACGUGAGUCUAUUGUCCCCGCGUUCAAAGGUUGUUGUGUUGGGAUUCAAUCUCAAGAUCAACAAAGGAGAUCACAUAGUAUUGACAGGACCCAAUGGGUGUGGUAAAACUUCGAUACUAAGAGCACUUGCUGGAUUAUGGCCUUGUACUAAAGGGCGUGUUCAUGUUCCAAAAAUGAAACAUGGAAAGGAUAUAAUUUUUUUACCUCAAGUACCGUAUCUUGUUCAUGGAUCAUUACGUGACCAGAUUAGUUACCCAAGCAUUGCAUCAACUAUCUACAUAUCUGACCAAGAAAUCAGGUCUUUAUUGCAACAAGUGCACUUGAGUCAUCUGGAGGGGCUGAUCGAAUCAUUUGAUCACGCAUACGCCCAAGAAUGGAAUAAGAUGCUGUCCCCUGGGGAGCAGCAGCGCCUAAUGUUUGCACGCAUCUUUUAUUGGAAGCCUCGUUUUGCCGUGCUUGAUGAAGCAACAAGUACAAUGGAUACUGCAACAGAAGAUCAUCUCUACAGUCUAACUAAAGAGUUCGGCAUUACGCUUAUAAGUGUAAGUCAUCAUCCCAGUGUCUAUCGUUUUCACAAGCGGCAUGUUGCUCUAGAUGGUCAUGGCAACUACACCAUUGGAGAUAUCCCAGAUUUACCCGCGUAAAGAAGUUUACACGCAUUAUAGAUAGAAACUAUAGCACACCCUUUUUCUUUUCUUAUCAAUUAUAUAACAGUUAUUGCCAUUGCCAUUGCCAUUACCAACACCAAUGCCAUAUUAGCUACUGAAUCCAAAUAAACAACCCUUCUCUUUCUUCAUAU